AUGAACGUCACCGCCGGCACGCGCGCGCUGCGCCAGGCCGCUACCAGCCUCAGGACUGUGGCCGCCGCGUCGAUGGCCGGCUCGUCCCGUGCGGCGUCGACCUACACCGCCCAGCCCUUCUACGCCCCGAAGAAGCGCUUUGACGACACCGAGCCGCUGCCGCGCCGUGCUCGUCCUCCUACCACUGGUCACUUCACCGGCAAGCCCGAAUACACCGAGGCCAUUGCAUCGCUCGAGAAGAUCCUUGAGAAGGCUCGCGCUGCCCUGAGGAAGGAGUACAUCUGGCCUGUGCCCGCAGACCUGCCUUACGUGCAGCCUCCUGUUGCGUUCUGGCGUGCGCAGACCGACAUGGGCUUUGCUAUUCGCAAGAACAGCGACUACACCGCCCUGCUCAAGCUCCUCAACGCGUGCAACUCGGCUCGCCACAUUGCCUCGCUGGCUGGCUCGUACGACGUUGCCGCGGCGCUCGACGAGGCUGUCAUGCCGUACGAGCGUGCGGACCGUAUCGCUGAGCGGGCGGCCAAGCUUGCUGCCAGGGAGAACGCCGACAGCGGCAUCGACGCUCUUGGCCGUGCGUACGCUACUGGCCGCAGGAAGAACUCGUCGGCCCGCGUGUGGGUCGUCCCCUCGAAGCAGGGACGGGAGCUGCUGGACCAGCCGUCCGAGAAGGUUGUCGGUCCCGAUGGCGACUUCGCGCCGGAGAUCCCUAUCGAGAUCCCCACGGGCGAGGUCCUCAUCAACCACCUCCUCCUUCCUCAGCACUUUACCCGCCCCGUGGACCGUGAGACUGUUCUCCGCCCCCUGCGCGUGACGGGUCUUGUUGGCGCCUUCAACGUCUUCGCCCUCGCCCGCGGCGGUGGCUCGACCGGUCAGGCCGGCGCCAUCGCCCUCGGUAUCGGUCGUGCCCUCGCCCUCUUGCGCGAUGACGCUGUCCCCGCUCUCAGGAGCGACCUUGCUCUCAUGCGUGAUAACCGUAUGACCGAGCGUAAGAAGACUGGCCGCAAAAAGGCUCGCGCUGGUUACACCUGGGUCAAGCGUUGA
Molecule: messenger RNA, 1041 nt
Organism: Apiotrichum porosum
Lineage: Eukaryota; Fungi; Basidiomycota; Tremellomycetes; Trichosporonales; Trichosporonaceae
Gene: MRPS9
Product: 37S ribosomal protein S9, mitochondrial
Exons: 2
Coding region: 1-1041 (346 amino acids)
Biological process (GO): translation
Cellular component (GO): mitochondrial small ribosomal subunit; ribosome
Molecular function (GO): structural constituent of ribosome; RNA binding
Source: RefSeq, a predicted model, not a curated record